Molecule: messenger RNA, 1339 nt
Organism: Drosophila persimilis
Lineage: Eukaryota; Metazoa; Arthropoda; Insecta; Diptera; Drosophilidae
Exons: 1
Coding region: 57-1277 (406 amino acids)
Source: RefSeq, a predicted model, not a curated record
AAUUAAAUAAUGAAAUUAAAACUAAGUCCAGCACCGACCAGACAACCAUCUCGCAGAUGUCAGAUGUGACCAGUUCUGCCUUAGGAGAGCAGAAGCCUACUGCUGGAACCAAGGAUACUCACUGCUGGUUGAUCUCUCCCGAGGAAUACGGGAGCUUGGGAGAGCAGACGGUUCCCCAACGCUCCCUCUUCAACUUCUUGCCCCUGCAGGAUAAUCCUAUUUACGUGGGAACAUUACCGCACAAGAAGCCGAUCUCCGAAAUACUCGCCGAACAGGUGAGAGACAACGCAGGGGCCACAUUGGAGGUGAAUAUCGAGGGGAGUCGGUUUUACUGCAUACCAAACCUUGUCAAGUGCUAUUCGGUGUGGUUCGCGAGAUGCGACUGGCGUGCCUCCAGCUUUAACUUUUCGCCAAGUGAAGUGCCGGCCAGAGGUUUCAAGUGCGCCUACGAAUGGAUGCGCCUCCAGAAGCCGCCCAGCAGCAGCGACGUGGUGGAAACACUCCAGGUCGCAAAGUACCUGAAGAUUGGCCUACUUGAACCCAAAUGUUGGGAGGUGCUGGCCUCCAAUAGUCUGCGCGAAAAGGCCGCCUUUAUGGUGUUUCGCAAGGCAAAGGCAUACCCGGAACUUCGUGAUUUAUGCAAUGCGAUGAAUGGAAGGAUUCGCAAUUACUUCCUAGCGCUCGUGGGAAGCAAAUAUUUCACCGAGCUCUCAGUUGAUGACCUGGAAAACCUACUCAUGCGCAACACUAUCGGAGUUAACUCCGAAAUAGAGGUCUUCUUUCUGGUCCUGCGCUGGAUGAACCUGGCGCGUGACGAACGCAUGAAGCAUCUGGGUCGCCUAAUGAACUGCGUAAGAUUCAAUCUAAUGCCGAUAGUCUUCCUGUGGACACUUCGCGACGGUUACACGCACCCGGACAAGGCUCACCUUUUCUCGGCAGACCCCAUUCUGCUCGCCUUCAACACGGAUCCUACAACAGAAUCGAUCCUUACCGAUGCCAUGUCCUACGUCGCCAUGGCCGACUCUUUCAAUGGGGACCGUGACCGCUAUUUGAAUCACAUGAAGGUGCAUCGGUUGCCAGUAACCAAACCUCGCAAGUACGUCUACCAUCUCAAUUGCCCGUACCACAAGUACGUCCUAGGAGUUUCUGUAACCCACAAUUUCAACGCAAACGAAUUUGAAGAGUACAUCGGGUCCUUGCAGGAGCUGUGGGAGGGAGACGGUCCGCCAUCGCAUGGGGAUGAGUUGGUCGUCGAUGCCCAUCAGGUGGCCAUGUAAUUUCUCAAAUGAUACCGCAAUUGCUUAAUGUUUUAAGUAAAUUUCUCAUUAUAAUAAAUAAU